Cucurbita moschata (crookneck pumpkin) is the source of this 1800-nucleotide messenger RNA. RefSeq lists its product as uncharacterized. The transcript is spliced from 4 exons. The coding region runs from base 32 to 1753 and encodes 573 amino acids. Lineage: Eukaryota; Viridiplantae; Streptophyta; Magnoliopsida; Cucurbitales; Cucurbitaceae. The record is from RefSeq and is a predicted model, not a curated record. Gene Ontology annotation, cellular component: plasma membrane. Gene Ontology annotation, biological process: transmembrane transport. Gene Ontology annotation, molecular function: transmembrane transporter activity.
UAUUGAGAAUGGCUGCGAGAGAACGGCGGCCAUGGUGGAUGGGUUGGCCGCGGGGAGCAAAGCAGAGGCAGCUGCGUCAAUGGCCGACGCCAAGUCGCUAUCGAUAUAUGGAACAAAGCUUCUUCAAAGUAUCAAAGAAAAUAUGGGAGGAAUGAUCUGGGAAAGGUCACAGACGGGCAUCGACAUUGCAGGAAAGUUGGAAGAAAUUGAAGUUGCAAUGAGAGGAAUGGAAGCUGCCCUGACUUCCCCUUCCAUUGCCUUCGGAGCAAUGGACGAAGAACUCUGCAAUUUGCUCAACGAUCUCAAACCCAAGGCCAUCUUGAACCUACAGCAGCUCAAUUUCACUACUGCGCCGGAGAAGAAGCCCGCGUUCUCAACUCAUCGGCUGAUUAAUAUUUCUCCCAUUAUCCCUCAAAUUCUGCCGGUUUCGUUCUUCUUGCGGUGUAUGGAAAUUCUUCUGUAUGACUCAACCUCCGCCGCCGCCGCCGCCGCUUCCCGGAAUCUCGUCUCCGAGGUGAAAAUAGGUCGGAGACUCAAUGGGGGAGAGGCAACUGAGUUGGGGGACGAUUGUACAAAAAAGACUCAUUGGGGCAUUUCGUCGAACAUGUUGCCUACAUUCAAGAGUUUUUGUUUUGCCCUGAAAUGCUCGAUUACGUUGGGUCUUGCCGUGUAUCUGGGUCUGACUUACACAAAGCGAAAUGGGUAUUGGUCAGGAUUGACGGUUGCCAUCAGCUUUGCAACUGAGAGACAAGCAAUAUUUACAGUCGCCAACGCUCGAGCUCAAGGGACGGCAAUGGGCUUUCUAAUCCAUAGCAGAAUGUAUGGUCAAUCUGGUGGCAUCGCCUCAGCAUUAGGCGCGUUGCUUGUUCUUGGGAGGAAGAACUACGGCAUUCCAUCUGAGUUUGCAAAUGCUAGAAUCAUAGAAGCUUGCAUAGGAUUGCUCUGUUAUCUGACCGUGGAGGUUGUUUUCAAUCCAACAAGAGCAGCAACUUUGACAAAAACAGAGUUCUCAACAACUUUAGAGAUCCUUCAAGAUUGCAUCAAGAGGGUAAUCCUUAUUCCCCAUAAGAACUCGUAUGAAUCUUCUUCUACUUUGAUUCCAUUGAUAGAACAGCACAAAAAUCUGAAAUCCCAUGUUAGUCAAUUAGAAAAAUUCAUUAUAGAAGCUGAGUUUGAGCCAAAUUUCUGGACUACACCUUUCCAAGCUAGCUGCUACGAUAAUCUUGUGAAAUCUCUGCAAAAAUCAGUAGAUAUCUUACAAUUUCUGGUGCAUGAAAUGAGCUCUCUGUCUCUAGAACUCAACAGUUCUAACUUAAGUGAAGACAUGGAGGCAUUCAGCAAAAAAGUUGGAUGUUCUUUGAAGUUCAUGGAGAAGGUGAGCCUGAUAAAGUCCUUGAAGGAAUUGCAGAGCAAAAAGCAGGAGAUGGAAAAGGGUUCAAACCAUGGAAGCAGAGCUCUAGCUCUCAGUGAAGAAGAUAUUGAGACAAUUAUGGGUUCCUUCUGCCAACAUGCAAAUGAAAUUCUGAGCAAAGCUUACAUAAAUGGUGAAGAUGAGGCAAAUCUGAAAGGCCAAAUGACACAGCGCUUAAGUUCAAUUGGGUUUUGCAUGGAAUGCUUGAUGAGAGAAACAAUGGCGAUGGAGAAGGAAGUGCACCAACUGCUGAAACUGGAGAAUCCAUCCAUUCAUAUUGAUUUGCAAGAACUUUCAAGAAAAGUUGAUGCUUACUGUGCAUAUAGCGAUGUAUCUAUAUAGAUAUCAAGAACUUUGCAGCAAUCGGGCGGCAAUAAUUGCAUUAAAAA